AUGGAACCCGCUGUUGCUAAAUCAAUGCUCAAAGGAAGUGCUGAUUCUUUGAACAGUGCCUUCCAUUUGAGCUAUAACAUGCUUCUAAAUCAGUUGCGGAGUGAAGAUGGUGAUCCUGAGAAUCUUCUCCGCAAUUCUUUCUUUCAGUUUCAAGCUGACCGUGCUAUUGAGAAGCAAAUAAAAUCCCUUCAAGAAGAGAGUAACUCUAUGGUGAUUGAGGAAGAGGAAAGCUUAAAGAAUUAUUACAACCUGAUUUUACAAUAUAAGAGUCUGAAGAAGGAUAUACGUGAAAUUGUGUUCUCUCCAAAGUACUGCUUACCCUUUUUAGUGCCGAAGAGAGCUGUUUGUCUCGAUUGCACAAAUGAUGAUGGAGAGUCACAAUCAUUCAGCAUUGAAGACCAGGAUACGUGGGGAGUGAUAAUGAAAUUCAACAAAGUCAAAAACUUAUCUGAAGAUGAUGAUAAUAGAAGACCAGAGGAUGCAAACUACACCGUAGAUGUACUGGCCAGAUGUUUGGUCGGCAGAGAUGGCGCUGGCAAAAAGAAAAUCAGGCCUGUGCCAUUUAAGGAACGUGGUGAGCCUAUUGUGGUCUCUGUUCCUUUAUCUCAGAUUAAGAGUUUAAGCAGUGCAAUUAUGAAUAUACCUAAAGAUUAUUUACAAUUGGAAGCUCGAGAGAAUGCUCUGAAGAAGGUUUCUGAGUUACUCUCUAGACAUCCUGAUGGAAUACCCCUUGAUCCUGAAGUUGAUAUGAAGAUUCAGAGCAGCUCUUACGAAAAGACAGUUCGUCGGUUGGAAGCUCUGGAAAACCUAUUUAAAAAACACAAAAUUGCAAAAUCUCCUCUGAUAGCACAGAAGCUGAAAGUUCUACACAUGAAGGAAGAGCUAACAACGAAGAUCAAAUCACUUAAGAAAGCUGUCUGA
Molecule: messenger RNA, 921 nt
Organism: Eruca vesicaria subsp. sativa (arugula)
Lineage: Eukaryota; Viridiplantae; Streptophyta; Magnoliopsida; Brassicales; Brassicaceae
Source: the annotation of a GenBank genome assembly